CUCUAUACCUGAGACUCUGAUAAGUUGAGAUCGGCGCCAUGGCCUCGUCUCCCAGGGAACACGACGUGAUCGACGUGGGUAGCGGCCCCGCGCUCUUUGAAGGCCGCGGACGGCGCGCACUGACACUAGAUGGAGCGGACGAUUUAGGCCCCUAUGACGCGUCGUCCCGCCCUGAAGAAGAAGGCGAUGCCCAAGACGAUGAAGAUGAUGACGCGCAGUCCGCAGAGGGCGAGGAGCAUGCAUACCGUCGAGGGCGCCAAGCCAUCCCGAUGGAGUCUCCUGGUGAUGAACUGCGUACAGAUCACCUAAUGCUGGACGAUGAGGACGGAGAUAUGGCCGGACACAUGGCCGGUAUCGGUGUUCAGCGGCUGAGGAGGCUGCGGGGACAUCGAGGCUUCUUCCACUCAGACACGGAUGGUCGAAGCUUCCGAUACAGAUCCAGUGGUGGAAUUUUACAGAGAAUUACGCUUAGAAGACGCAAGAGCGAGGACCACGACAUGUUCUGGACGGCAAUUGGAGUGCUCACGGUGUUGAGCUUUGCACUCAUGAGUUGUAUUACUAUUUACUUGACACAGACGGACUUCUUCGAGUCCCAUCAGAACGAUUUGUUUGGUACGACCGUGGAUAACAGAUUUACGGUAGUGGCAGAAGAUGACGCAGAGAUUUUCUUAAAGAGCGGGUACUCGAACUCAGUAUACUCGGAAGGCAUGAUCGCUUUUGACGAUGGAGAGCUGAAGAUUGGUCGACGUGCGCUGGAGACGGAGGAUCUGCAGGCGUUUUAUGGAGUAACUUUUUUUUCUAACGGAACGUCGACGUUCACGAACAGACUGGAGUCACCUAUGAUCGAGGCUGAUUAUUUGAGUGCCAGGAAAGGAGUUAUAUUCGAUGACGGGACGGUGAUGACCACGGCUGCCAAUAGCUCUGGCGGUGUGAAAGAGCAGGGUGACUUAAAUCUCGUGUCAAAAACUGGAGCUGUCGUCACGAGUGCUGGAGGCAAGUCACUGCUUUUCGUUGAUCCAGCUGGAACGGUGACCGUGGCUAACAGCGACUCGGAUGAGCCUACAUCGACUGGAAUUACUUUGGAUGGCACGCGUGGGACCAUCAGUAUUGGCAGCGGUUUAACGAUAAAGCACAGCGAGAACGUGUCGAGUUUGUCUUCGUCAGAACCGUUGUACCUUGAUACGAACACAGUAUUCGUUGGUACUUCAUCGAGUGGAACAGUACGAAUCUCGGUGCCUGAUGCUACUGAUAGUGGUAAUGACGGAGACGAUGGUGCACGCGCAUUGGAGUCAACAAGUCAUGGCGACGAAAGCAGGAGCGUGACCCUGGAAGUAGCUGGACAAACGUCUUCGACGCAGAAGGAAGGAGGAGACAUCCGCAUCGUGGGUGGAGACGGUCUGAAUUUUGGCGGUGAUGUGACUUUAGUUGGAGGUCAAGCAACCGAUUCAGAAUCGGAGUAUGGAUCUAUCAAUAUUAACGCUGGGCUACACAAAUCAGCAUCGUCUGUUACGGUGAUCGGCAGCCACGGUUCGACUCACGAGGUAAAAAUUCGCGGUCUUGUGUCAUUCAAUGAAGAGUCUGGCGUAAAUGAUACCAUGGAGGUUAAAGUGGGAGGUGGACGCUUUAAUGUAUCGGCUCAGCGUAUCACGCUUGAUAACCGAGCGACGAGCUUGUCGGAAUUGCACGUUAACUCAAAUGAUAUCCGUCUGGGUGCAUCUUCACCGGCAGUUCAAGUCGGUAAAGCUGGUUUGUCUACGAUUAAAGUACUGGGAGUCACUACAACGCUCGAUGCUACUAAAAGUGUUGCAAUUGGAGAAAGUUCUUCGUCGAUUCUGGUUGGAAGUAGUGAAACAUCGGACCAAGUGACUAAGGUGGCGUCAUCAGCGAUAGAGCUGGACGCUUCCCACUCGGUCGCGAUCAACACUCGCAAUCGUGAAGCCAUCACCACCAUUUCGGGUCUGGUGCAUUUCAACGGCAGCUCCAGUACACAUUCCUUACUGACUGUUACGGAUGCCGCAGUCAGAGCGAACCCGCCAAAGUUUCGCGUGGGUGCUAAAGGCAAGACAAGUAUCGCAUCAAUUGAGGCAAAUCACGUCACUAUUGGUGAACCUGGAGCGAAUGCUACCACACUCCCAUCGACUAAAAGCACGCUUGAACUUUUCAGCUCCAGUAUUACUGUGGGCUCCGAAGGUUGGUGUUUGUCUACGUGGCUAAAUUGACUGGGGUGCUGGCAACUGACCGUCGUGUAUUUUGCACUCUUGUUCUUCUGUACACAGCGUCUGAAGUUUCGUUGACCGGUAAAUCUGUGGUGAUUGAUGCUACGGAGACAUUGUCAGUUGGAGAACAAGCGGAUGAUAUUGCGAUCGGGAGUGAGGACGGGACCAAAAUUAAUGUUCAGGGUGAAGCAGUGUCCGUGGCUGGUGUCACCACUUUCAGCGGCGCAUCUCUCGCUGUGCAUUCGAGCACAAUUGACAUUGGCGGUAAAUCUACGAGUGAUAUCACAAUCGGUGCAUCGGAAGCGAACGUGGAUGUUGGUUCGCAAGCGAAGGUUGUAUCAAUUGGUGUGGCCAGCCCGACUGUUCAUAUCGGCUCCGACGCUAGCACGAUCAACAUCUCUGGUAGUGUCACCAUCAAUGGGAAAGAGUUAAGUAGCCGUCGUCUUGCUGGACAGAGUGGUGUGUGGAGCGAGACCUACAGUAGACGUUUCGGUUAUCUCGACGCUGAUCGUGUUGCUAUACCGAUCACUCAGAUCAGCACCAUUACUAAGUUCGCGCUCCGUUGGGACAGUGGAUUUUCAUCAGCGCCUCAGAUGUAUCAAGUUGAUAUUAGCAAAGGGCGGGUACUUUCAGUUCAGUCCAGUUUGAAGAGUGACAACGAAUUGGAAAGCAAACUCCUACAGAUUUCGCUCCACAUUUCCAGCAUUGUGCUCUUAGUUCGAAGCGAAGCUCUAGCUGCUCGGCCAAGCAAGAUCCGGUACGUUUUGCCGCUUUCUGUUGGCUGUCUUGAGUAAGUCGUGUAGCUUACCGCUGGGUUUGUCAAUGCGUUGAUAGAUGUCGCGUCUUUCGCCACUCAGCAGAACACUCAGAUACAGUUGCCAUGGAAGUGAAUGCUCUAGUCGAGCACUGCGUUGGCAUAUUAUGUGACGAUGGAAUCUUUCUGGGACUGCAAGGACAGCGAAUCGUUCCUUACAAUGCUGGUGACUCUUUUUCCACUCAAUGCUCCCUUGCGUCGACUGCACCAGGUGAGCUGUUGCUUCAUGGCGUCCAGUACUCCUUCACAGAGCUGUAGUUGCAAAGUGUUGAUACAAUAGAGAAGUUAUACUAUCAGCCAAGUAGCCGCAGAAUCUCGAGUG
This is a messenger RNA of Phytophthora nicotianae INRA-310, 3352 nucleotides long. RefSeq lists its product as hypothetical. Lineage: Eukaryota; Oomycota; Peronosporomycetes; Peronosporales; Peronosporaceae. Bases 39 to 2219 code for a protein of 726 amino acids. The record is from RefSeq and is a predicted model, not a curated record. The transcript has 4 exons.